UUUCUUGCUCUUCACUUCUUCACCCAACACGGGAUUCUCAGCGGAUGCCUUCGAUCUCCAUGGCGGAUUCACGAUUUCGGGUUUCCCUUUCAUGGGUUCUUGUCGUGUUAUGCAUUUUAGGGUUUUUCUUGGGAUCCAAGGCUUUUGCAGCCGGUAAAGAGGAGGAGGGUAAUCAUAAGUUCCUGGGUAACGAUAUUCCAGAAGAUUAUAAUGAGGUAAGGCCUCAGGGUGCUAAUGAUAUCGACGAUGGUUCUAUUAGCAGUGCCGGCGAUGGGGAAGGAGAGAGAUUUGAGCUCUGUGGUACCGAUCUGAGCACUUUUCUUGCUCCACCUUAUGGCAAUAUAUCCAACAUGAUCUGCACUCCGAUUUGGAGUUCAUUUGUUUUGAGGUAUUUGCAGAGGGAAGACAAUGUGAUGACAAUUAUAUUGUCUGCUGUAUACAGCACCGGAUGGGUUGGAAUAGGUUUUUCGAACAAUGGAUUGAUGGUUGGAUCUAGUUGUAUGGUAGGCUGGUUCAAUAGAAAGGGUCAUCCAAGAAUCAAGCAGUAUUACUUGGAGGGUUUCCAUGCAUCGCAAGUCAUACCAGAUAAGGGAGAAUUGCAACUAGUUGAACAUGUGCCGCCUGUUGUUGCCCUUCACGGGGCCAUGAUUUAUCUGGCAUUUCAAGUGAAGUUCCCAGUUCCUCUCUCUCACCAACCUAUCAUCUUGGCCUUUGCAAGCAGAUACCCAAAUCUCUACCGCCUCGCCAAACAUGAUGACAAAACAGCUAUCUGGUUUGACUUCUCUCAAGCAUCUGUUGUGAACAUAGGUUCUACCUACAAGAGGCAUCAUGGGGUAUUGGGAAUCAUUGGAUGGGGUUUAAUCCUUCCCAUGGGAGCAAUUGUUGCUAGAUACUUUAAGCACAAAGAUCCACUGUGGUAUUAUCUUCAUGCAGGAAUUCAGUUUGUGGGAUUCAUCAUUGGCCUUGUUGCUGUACUCCUAGGUAUUCAACUCUACCACAGGAUAAAUGCAGACAUACCAGCACAUAAAGGCAUAGGAAUCUUUGUUCUUGUGCUUAGCAUUCUUCAGAUAUUGGCAUUCUUUCUACGGCCAAAAAAGGAUUCAAAGAUAAGGAAAUACUGGAACUGGUAUCAUCACUGGUUCGGGAGGAUGGUGCUUUUCUUCGGAUCUCUGAAUGUAGUAUUGGGGAUUCAUUUUGGAGAAGCAGGGAAUGAAUGGAAGAUUGGAUAUGGUUUUCUUGUUGGGAUAAUUCUUGUUGCUGUUAUUGUUUUGGAAGCAUUAUCUUGCAUGAGAAGAUCAGAGAAACCUAUUCUGCCUCCAUCGUCCUUCCAGAUGAAUCCUAUUUAAACAAGCUAUAUUAAGCCCUUUGAAGGUAAAUGUUUCUGGCUGUGUGCUUAUAAAGCAGCAAAUUAUUCAACUAAUUUCAAAAGAAAGGGUAACUUUGCUUUGUAUCUGUGGUGGCACCAUGGCCUCCCAUAGCCUUGAAGAAACCUGGCCAUGUCAAGCUGCAUCCGAUUCAAUAUGCUCUCAGUUUUUGAACAAUGAAAUAGCUUGGGUCGG
Messenger RNA from Rubroshorea leprosula, 1559 nucleotides. NCBI's taxonomy places the organism in Eukaryota, Viridiplantae, Streptophyta, Magnoliopsida, Malvales, Dipterocarpaceae. The record is from the annotation of a GenBank genome assembly.